AUGGAUCAGAGUAUCUAUGGUGAGAUCAAGGGGUGGAAUGACUGGACUUCUUCAACGUGGACUACUUCGACACCGAGCACAACCUCGACGAGCUCUAGCAAGGGGUGGAAUGACUGGACUUCGUCGUCAACCACCAGCUAUAGCACUAGCUCAACCAGCUCUACCAAAGGAUGGAACGAUUGGACCUCGUCUUCGACCACCACAACUACGCCUUACACCAGCCCGACGACUUCUAGCACAGGUUGGAAUGACUGGACCAGCACUUAUUCCACUAGCCUAAGCACGACUACAACCUCGAGCAAAGGCUGGAACGACUGGACAUCGUCAUCUUAUUCUUCCUCAACAACCACCCCUUACACUAGCUCAACUACUUCUAAGGGCUGGAACGAUUGGACUUCUUCCUCUGUCGUGCCGACCUCUUCCUCUCAAUCCUGGGGUGAAUGGUCCAGCGCGCCUGCUUCGCCUGUGAAGCCGACCACUACCUGGGCUCCCGCUCCCGCUCCGUCUUCUUCUUCGGGAUGGAACGACUGGCAAUCUAGCUCCGCUCCGGCUCCUGCCCCGGCGCCACAACAUUCUUCAUCUGCCGGAUGGAAUGACUGGCAGUCUUCGAGCAGCUGCACUCCCAGCACAACCACGGCCACCGUGUACGUCACUCAGACGGCGCUCGCCUCUACUGUGUACGUCACGCCGUCAGCCUCUACUGUCUAUGUCACUCAGACGGCUCCUGCCUCUACUGUGUACGUCACCGAGACCACUACCGCCACGGUGACAAGCUGCUCUGCUACCGGCACCUCGUGGGCCGGAUGGCAAGACUGGCACAGCAAGAGCGUCUACCCGAGCUCGGCCCCAAGCGGGUGGAAAAACUAG
Molecule: messenger RNA, 867 nt
Organism: Fonsecaea multimorphosa CBS 102226
Lineage: Eukaryota; Fungi; Ascomycota; Eurotiomycetes; Chaetothyriales; Herpotrichiellaceae
Exons: 2
Coding region: 1-867 (288 amino acids)
Source: RefSeq, a predicted model, not a curated record